Molecule: messenger RNA, 814 nt
Organism: Coffea arabica (coffee)
Lineage: Eukaryota; Viridiplantae; Streptophyta; Magnoliopsida; Gentianales; Rubiaceae
Source: RefSeq, a predicted model, not a curated record
UGAGGCACCAAUGGCGACGCCCGCGGACGCUCGAGCCGUAAAGUCUCUAAACACAGGCGAGGGAAGCAAGAAAUUUGUUUACAAGUCCAAUGUUCAACAAAUUGCAGAGAUUGAUAUUAAUGUAUACCGAAGUUUGGACCCUGUUAAAGCUGAGCCUUCUGAAGGGUCCACGUUUUUUCGCGAUUGCCUAGUUGAAUGGAGAGAAUUAAAUACUGCCGAGGAUUUUAUUUCAUUUUAUCAAGAAAUGUUCCCCUUGGUACAAACCCUACCACAAAUUAUAUUGCAAAGGGAAUUGAUCGUUUCAAAACUGCUUUCUAGAUUACAAAUAAAAAGCAGGCUAUCACUGGAGCCAAUACUCAGGUUGGUAGCCACAUUAUCAAGGGAUCUUCUGGAGGAUUUUUUGCCCUUUCUCCAGAGGAUUGUGAAUGCUAUAGUAUUUCUUCUGAAAAAUGGUGGUGAUAAGGAUCCAGACAUAAUUAAGCAGAUUUUUACGUCAUGGUCAUACAUUAUGAUGUUCCUGCAGAAAUAUCUGAUAAAGGAUGUCAUUCAUGUGCUAAAAGUAACAGUGAAACUGAGAUACUAUCCACAUGGUAGCAUACAAAAAUUUGUGGCGGAGUCCGUCUCUUUCUUACUCAGGAAUGCACCUGUUGAGCAGCUUAUAAAAGUUACAAAUCAAGCAAAUGCCAUGUUUCUGUACGUUUUUACAUUGGAAAAGAAAGGUUUUAGGCUUUUCUUAGAGAAGAACCUGGAGAUUUUCUUUGUAACGUGUGUACAUGCUUAUAGACACCUGCACAUUGAGUCCCUACUGUCAUGA